AUGAAAGCUGAGCAGGCGGUUGCUCAUCUGCAUCUGCUGGGAUGUCUUCUGCCUCUCCUGAUUGAUGUAGUCACUGCCUCAGAGUUCAAGUUGGAUGGGGAUUAUUUGAUGGGGGGUCUUUUUGAUAUUCAUCAUGUCAGUGGAGCGUAUCCUCAUUACAAACCAGAAACCAUUACCUGCUCAAGUGAACGAUUAAUCCUGUCAAGUUAUCGGAGGUUUCAGGUGAUGAGAUUUUCCAUUGAUGAAAUCAAUAACUCCACUAACCUGCUGCCAAACGUAACUCUGGGUUAUGAAAUAUUUGACCACUGCUCAGACAUACAGAAUUUUCCUGGCAUUUUCAACCUGAUCUCUGAAAAUAAUUUCAUUUACCCAUGGGAUGAGUUGAGCAAGAACGUUUCUAAAGUGAUUGCAGUGGUUGGCACCUAUACAAGCACAGAGACUCUGUCAGUGGCCCCACUCUUCAUGACGGAUCUUAUUCCUAUGGUCAGUUAUGGGGCUGCUAGUUCUGUCUUCUCAAGAAAAAAGAACUUCCCAUCCUUCUUACGGACUGUCCAUCCCAAUAAAGAUGUCAUUGAAGUGCUUUAUAAUAUUCUGCAGAACUUCAACUGGCGCUGGGUUUCAUUCCUUUACAGUGAGGGUGAUUAUGGAAAAGAUGGCUUGGACUUGUUCAUGAAGAAGAUAAAGGAUACCGAGAUCUGCUUGGCAUACACCAAAGGCCUCAACGAAAACACAGAUUAUCCUCUCUUAUUCAGACAGCUAGAGGCACAAAGAGUGAACAUCAUCAUUGUUUUUGCUCCUGAAUGGACUGCUGAAGCUCUCAUCAAAGGAGCCAUAAAGCAAAACGUGACCAACAAAGUGUGGAUAGCAGGGGAUGCUUGGUCCUUGCACAAGGAGCUCCCCAAAGAAAAUGGAAUCAGAAAUAUUGGAACUGUUCUGGGGGUAGCUGAGCCAAAAAUGAACAUACCAGGUUUCAAUGACUUCAUCUAUUCCUCCACAGGACAGUCUCAGCAUGAUGACAAAGAUGAGCAAACAUUUUGUAAUCAGAUUUGUGAAUGCCCCAAUGUAACUGCUGCAGAUGUAAUCAACGCAGACCCGUCCUUCAACUUUCCUGUUUACUCUGCUGUCUAUGCCGUUGCACAUGCUUUGCACAAUGUCCUGCAAUGUGGGUCGGGCAGGUGUAAUACAGCUAUAUCAGUGCAACCAUAUAUGGUUUUAACAGCACUGAGAAAAUCCAGCUUUGUACUUAUAAACGAGAGCGUUCAGUUUGACGAGAAUGGGGACCCCAUGUUCGGAUCUUAUUCAAUCGUUUUCUGGAACCAAAGUGGUGAGGCAGAGGAGGUCGGGUUUCACAGGUUCCCCCCAUUUGUCCAGUUCUUCAUCAACAGCACCAAGAUUCAGUGGCAUUCUGACGGGAAGGAACCAGCGUCAUUUUGUUCCAAAGAAUGUCCUGAAGGGUAUUCAAAAGCACAAGAGGGAAUCCAUAAAUGUUGUUUCCACUGUAAAAUCUGCCCAGAUGGGACUUACAUCAACACUACAGAGGAUCCCUACAACUGCAUCAGCUGUAAGGAGACGGAGUGGUCUGACCCAGGAAGCACGCUGUGCAAUCUGCGCCUGGUGGAGUACAUACCGUUCACAGACAGUGGUGCCAUAGUGAUCAUGUUCGGAGCCUCCACCUUCGUGGGCCUCACGGUAGCCAUGUCUGCGCUCUUUGCCUUCAACUACAACACUCCUGUUGUCAGAUCUGCUGGAGGACCGAUGUGCUUCCUGAUUUUAGGCUGCCUCAGUCUGUGCAGUCUCAGCGUGUUCUUUUACUUCGACAAACCCACGAUCGCAUCUUGUGUGUUAAGGUUUUUACCGUUUCUGUUGUUCUUCACCGUUUGUCUGGCAGGUUUUGUUGUCCGCUCUUUUCAGAUUGUUUGUAUUUUCAAAAUCGCAUCUAAAUUCCCGAAACUCCUCAGCUGGUGGAUGAAAUACCACGGACAGUGGCUGGUCAUCAGUGGGGCCUUCGUCACACAGGCUGUCUUGCUAAUCAUUGGCUAUUCUGUUGCCCCCCCAAAGCCUUACAGCGAUGUGUUUUCCUACACAGAACUAAUCAUACUCGGUUGUGACCUUAACCUCAAAGCGAUAUCUGGUUCUGUUUCUUUGCUCGCCUCACUGUGUUCCCUUUGCUUCAUUUUCUCCUACAUGGGAAAAGACCUCCCGAAGAAUUACAAUGAAGCCAAAGCCAUAACCUUCUGCCUGCUGCUGCUGAUCCUCACCUGGAUUGUCCUCACCACUACAACCAUGCUUUACCAUGGAAAGCACAUCCACACGUUUACCGCUCUGGCAGUGCUUUCAAGUCUCUACUCGUUUCUGUUAUGGUAUUUUUUUCCAAAAUGCUACAUUAUUAUUUUUCAACCUCAGAAAAACACUCAACAGCACUUCCAGGGUCUCAUCCAGAACUAUACGAAAACAGUUAGCCAGUAG
This is a messenger RNA of Xiphophorus maculatus (southern platyfish), 2466 nucleotides long. Its product is annotated as taste receptor type 1 member 1-like. Gene Ontology annotation, molecular function: G protein-coupled receptor activity. Gene Ontology annotation, biological process: G protein-coupled receptor signaling pathway. The transcript has 6 exons. Gene Ontology annotation, cellular component: membrane. NCBI's taxonomy places the organism in Eukaryota, Metazoa, Chordata, Actinopteri, Cyprinodontiformes, Poeciliidae. Bases 1 to 2466 code for a protein of 821 amino acids. The record is from RefSeq and is a predicted model, not a curated record.